CCUGCCGGGGUCGCCUCUGGGUUCUCGGCGGCGUGUGGGAGUACAACUCUGCUUCUCCAAGGAGACCGGCUUGUAGCCACCGAACUGAAUUUGCCCAUUGAAAGCGAACCCAGAACAGCCGGAUAAUGUCCACUCCGAGCAGAUUCAAAAAGGACAAAGAGAUCAUAGCCGAGUAUGAAAGUCAAGUCAAAGAAAUUCGAGCCCAGCUAGUAGAACAACAAAAAUGCCUGGAGCAGCAAACGGAGAUGCGAGUUCAGCUUCUCCAGGACCUUCAAGAUUUCUUCCGGAAAAAAGCCGAAAUCGAGACAGAAUAUUCUCGGAACCUAGAGAAGCUGGCAGAAAGGUUCAUGGCAAAAACAAGAAGCACUAAGGAUCAUCAGCAGUACAAGAAAGACCAGAACCUGUUGUCUCCAGUGAACUGCUGGUAUUUGCUCCUGAACCAAGUGAGGCGAGAAAGCAAGGACCAUGCCACCCUGAGUGACAUCUACCUGAACAAUGUGAUUAUGCGGUUCAUGCAGAUAAGCGAAGAUUCCACCAGGAUGUUUAAAAAGAGCAAAGAAAUUGCAUUCCAACUUCAUGAGGAUUUAAUGAAGGUUCUUAAUGAGCUUUACACGGUGAUGAAAACAUACCAUAUGUAUCAUGCGGAAAGCAUCAGUGCAGAGAGCAAGCUGAAAGAGGCUGAGAAACAGGAGGAGAAGCAAAUUGGAAGAUCUGGGGAUCCAGUUUUCCAUAUUAGGCUAGAAGAAAGACAUCAGCGACGAAGCUCUGUAAAGAAAAUUGAAAAAAUGAAAGAAAAGAGACAAGCUAAGUAUUCAGAAAAUAAGCUAAAAUCCAUUAAGGCACGGAAUGAGUAUCUCCUAACACUUGAAGCAACCAAUGCCUCGGUUUUCAAGUAUUAUAUUCAUGAUCUCUCAGAUUUAAUUGAUUGCUGUGAUCUUGGCUACCAUGCAAGCCUGAACAGAGCCCUAAGAACGUAUCUCUCUGCGGAGUAUAACCUCGAAACCUCUAGACAUGAAGGCUUGGACAUUAUUGAAAAUGCAGUUGACAAUUUAGAACCAAGGAGUGACAAGCAGAGAUUCAUGGAGAUGUACCCUGCUGCAUUCUGUCCACCAAUGAAAUUUGAGUUUCAGUCUCACAUGGGUGAUGAGGUGUGUCAGGUCAGCGCCCAGCAGCCAGUCCAGGCAGAGCUUAUGCUCAGGUACCAACAGCUACAGUCCCGACUGGCCACGCUCAAAAUCGAGAACGAGGAGGUUAAGAAAACGACAGAAGCCACCUUGCAAACAAUACAAGAUAUGGUGACCAUUGAGGACUAUGAUGUGUCCGAGUGCUUCCAGCACAGCCGCUCCACAGAGUCUGUGAAGUCCACCGUCUCCGAGACCUACCUGAGUAAGCCCAGCAUCGCCAAGAGAAGAGCAAACCAGCAGGAGACUGAGCAGUUCUACUUCAUGAAACUCAGAGAAUAUUUGGAAGGCAGUAACCUCAUCACAAAACUCCAAGCCAAACAUGACUUGCUGCAAAGGACUCUCGGCGAAGGUCACAAAGCUGAAUAUAUGACUACAAGGCCUCCAAAUGUUCCCCCUAAGCCCCAGAAACACAGGAAGUCCCGACCCCGCUCACAGUAUAAUGCUAAGUUGUUUAAUGGGGAUUUGGAAACAUUCGUCAAGGACUCAGGUCAGGUUAUCCCCCUCAUAGUGGAAAGCUGUAUUCGAUUCAUCAAUCUCUAUGGUCUUCAGCAUCAAGGGAUUUUCCGAGUGUCUGGUUCCCAAGUGGAAGUAAAUGAUAUUAAAAAUUCGUUUGAGAGAGGUGAAAAUCCUCUGGCUGAUGACCAGAGUAACCAUGAUAUUAACUCAGUUGCUGGCGUUCUGAAGCUCUAUUUCCGUGGGCUGGAAAAUCCCCUCUUUCCUAAGGAAAGAUUUAAUGAUCUGAUUUCUUGUAUCAGAAUAGAUAAUCUCUAUGAGAGGGCGCUUCACAUCCGCAAACUCCUCUUGACCUUGCCCAGGUCGGUCCUGAUAGUGAUGAGGUACCUCUUUGCCUUCCUCAAUCAUCUUUCCCAGUACAGCGAUGAGAACAUGAUGGACCCUUACAACCUGGCCAUUUGCUUUGGCCCCACACUGAUGCCUGUCCCAGAAAUACAGGACCAGGUGUCUUGCCAAGCACAUGUGAACGAAAUAGUAAAGACGAUUAUCAUCCAUCAUGAGGCCAUUUUCCCAGAUUCUAAAGAACUGGAUGGCCCAGUUUAUGAAAAAUGUAUGGCUGGAGAUGACUACUGUGACAGCCCGUACAGUGAGCACGGUACGUUGGAGGAGGUGGACCAGGAGGCUGGUACAGAACCCCACACCAGUGAAGAUGAAUGUGAGCCAAUAGAAGCAAUAGCCAAGUUUGACUACGUUGGGCGGUCUGCCCGAGAACUGUCCUUCAAGAAGGGCGCCUCCCUGCUGCUGUAUCACCGUGCAUCUGAGGACUGGUGGGAAGGCAGACACAAUGGGAUUGACGGGCUGGUGCCGCACCAGUACAUCGUGGUGCAGGAUAUGGAUGACACGUUUUCUGACACUCUGAGCCAAAAAGCUGACAGUGAGGCCAGCAGUGGCCCGGUCACUGAAGACAAGUCCUCAUCCAAGGACAUGAACUCGCCCACAGACCGCCAUUCUGAUGGCUAUUUAGCCAGACAAAGAAAAAGAGGAGAGCCACCCCCUCCACUAAGGCGUCCUGGCAGGACCAGUGAUGGCCAUUGUCCCCUCCAUCCCCCACAUGCUCUUUCGAACUCCUCAGUUGACCUGGGGUCCCCCAACCUGGCCAGUCAGCGUGGCCUGCUGCAGAACCGUGGCCUCAAUAACGACAGUCCAGAGAGGAGGCGCCGGCCCGGCCAUGGAAGCCUGACCAAUAUCAGCCGGCACGACUCCCUCAAGAAGAUUGACAGUCCUCCUAUCAGAAGGUCCACGUCAUCAGGGCAGUACACAGGCUUCAAUGACCACAAGCCACUGGACCCAGAGACAAUUGCUCAGGAUAUUGAAGAGACAAUGAACACUGCUUUGAAUGAACUCCGAGAACUGGAGAGACAGAGUACAGCAAAGCAUGCACCUGACGUGGUGCUGGAUACCUUGGAACAAGUGAAAAACUCUCCUACCCCUGCCACUUCCACAGAAUCUCUCAGCCCUUUGCACAGUGUUGCCCUCAGGAGCUCAGAGCCUCAGAUUCGACGCAGCACUAGCUCCUCCAGUGACACAAUGAGUACUUUCAAGCCUAUGGUGGCGCCCAGAAUGGGCGUGCAGCUGAAGCCCCCAGCCCUUAGGCCGAAACCUGCUGUUCUUCCAAAAACAAACCCUACUGUAGGACCCGCCCCACCUUCCCAGGGUCCAGCAGACAAGUCUUGCACUAUGUAAAUACCAGCUGAGCAAGAUCAUAAGGGGAAGUGAUUUUAAAAAGAAAACGGAUUAGUGACAAAAGUCAAUGAUCCAUAACUUUCCUUAGUUUUGUGCUUAUAACUGGAGAUCUUUUGGCUUUUCUAUGUUGUCGAAUGUAAUGUCUAAGACUAGCUAAAUUAACACGGGCAUUUGUAUUUUGUAAUUUUUCUAAAUAACUGGACAUAUGUCAUUUUAAAGACAAUAGAAACACUUAGACUUACUUGAAAAUCCAAUGCUGCACCACUUGUAAUGAAGGCAACACUGCUCACCGUAUUGCACAGUGCUUCAGAUUUAGUGUAGCCCAGAUGAGUCAGAAAUAUCUUGAUUGGAAAGCAGGAGAAUCUGAUUCCCAUGUCUUAUUGGAGUAUAACCAGUGUUGGAGUGGCACUUGGGGUAAUCAAAAGGUGAUCAGGGCAUUAUUGGGAGCUGACUGUAGGCCCUGGUGAUUCCAUCCAGAGUGAGAGUCCCAACUUCGGCUAAUGACUUGCAUUUAUCACAGUGGGACCUUCUUCUCAUGAACUCAGUGGACUGAAUGAUUGCCUCUUCUAUAACAGUCAUUCCCUCGGUCCAGCUUAGAACCCCAGUGUUGCUUGAGUUGAACUAAAAGAAGAGAGAGACAUCAUCUCCAAAGUUCCUGAUGUUACUCCAUGCAUAACUGUAAUCAGGCCCUGGAGGAUUCCACGUCCACUCCUGCAUUUACAAAGGACUCGGACAGUCUAUAAGGACUUUCUGGGGCCAGGGAUAUAGCUCAGCAGCACAGUACCUGCCUAGCAAGUGCAAGGUUCUAAGUUCGUUCAAUUCCAUUACCGAAAAAAGACUGGUUGCACCACAAACUCCUGCAAAGAUCCGUUGCUCUAACUACCUAGAAAAUACUUCCAUUUCCCAAAAAUCGCUAUUUUCCUCUGUAGGAAGGAUACAAGACAUGAAUCCUUGAUCCAGUCAGUAUUCUUUGACUAAAUUACCAUAGUUCCAUUGAAUAUACCGCAAAGGUCUGAUGAUCCUAAAUUUGAAAUCCCAGUUCUCUCCAUUUCUCCUUUUGUUCCAGCCCUCAGCUGGCUAUGGUACUUGAGUAAAAGCCAUAAUGGACCAUCAUAGGGAAGAUCACCUCGUGGUUCCAAGAUGACUUUCUUCCAGUUGUGUACCUUGGAACCAUGACUUUUCCUUUAUAUUUUUACUUUUUGGCAUGUGGUCUCUAUAUAACUUACAUAGUUAACCAAGCUCAAUUACAGAGCUUCUUUCUCUGUUAUCCAGGCACACAGUUUUUCUUUAGCUCAUGUUUUUACUGUGUUUCUCUGCUAUCUUGAAAAAAAGUUGUUUUUAUUUGGGGCAGCACUGGGUAGUAUUGGGGAUUCUAAGCACAUAUUCUACCACUGAGCUAUAUCCCUAGUCCCCCUAAAAUUGUUUUGAAUGCAUUUGCUUUUAGUAAGGUACAAAUAACCACCAUCCUACCAGCAGCAGUUGAUAACUGUAAACUUUUUAUCUAUGCUGUCAUUGAACUUCCAGAUGAAGGAAUAUGGAUUCCUCCCAGCAAAUUCCUUCGUCUCACUGUUGACCAUCUGUAUUUAGUUUCAAACACAGCCAGUUGCAGGCCCACCUAAGAACUGCAUGGGAUGGACUUCAGUUCAUCAACCCAUCGGUAAAUGCACCAUGCAGAAACAAUUAAAAUCUGUACUAAAACCAAGAUCAUUACUUUUAUCUUUGCCUCAGUUUCCCAGCCUCAUCACUGUUCUGCAGAAUGAGACUGAAUUAGUGAACUCUUGCCUUUCAAAGUGAUGCUUGCUUGUGACUUAAUUUCAUAAGUGGACUGAAUAAUGGUGUGUCCCCACAACUUCCCAGGCCACAGAUGUAUUUCCAGAUAUGGUAAAAUUUCAAACCUCUUAAUUUUCAGAAAUAUUCUUUUUGGCCAUUUUCAAAAAGAGGCCUAAGUCAGCAUCUGCCCAAUCCCUGGCCAUUUCUUUUGAGUUCAGUGGUCAUUUUGACCUUUUGACACCACGGAGACCCAGCAGAACUGAACUUUGAUUUAACAGAAACCCUUGUAAAUUGUCCCCCAAAUUCUCUAGGAAGAUUAAAUUUUCCUGAUCUCCCAGUUCUUUAAAAUAAUAAGAGUUCUUAAAACCAUUUUCCUUCUUUGGGGGAAAAGUAAGAUGUUAAGAGGCCAGAGGAAAGGCAGAGGUGUUUUGGAUCUAUUUUUAAGUGCUCUUUAAAAAGCUUUCACUUUCACUCUUACUCUUUGAAGCUGUUCCUUCAGAUAUCUGCCUGGUAAUCCUCCCCAGGGUGUCUGGUGUUUGGUGUAUCCACCUAUUCAGAUCACUGAUUGCCUUUCUAAUGCCCAAGACUCUGCUGCCUUGGAUGAUGGAGGACAUGCUGCUUUUGACCUUCAGAGACUGUACUUUCUUUCAGGAAACAGCUGCUAAUAUUUCACCCUCACUCCCGUAGCUUACUGUCCAUUUUUUUUCCCUAUAGUCCUAUGUCGUCUCCUCCAGAUUUUCCCCCAUCAACUCCAAGCGAAGGGGUGACCUCUGAUUAAGGACUUGGUAAGGGCUUACCUAUCCUUACUUUAUUUAGUAAAAAUAUUCAGAUUCCAGGACUAAGACCAGGUAGCCACUUCAUGAAGGAUCCAAGGUAGCAUCCAUGAAAGCUCAUGAACAACUCCAGCAGCUGAGAAGGUUCACCUGGUGGUGCACAGCCUGUAGGGCCACAGGCUCAGCACCUGGAGGGCAGGCAGAAGAAAGAGCUCAACAGUCUUGGAACAUUAUGUCCUCAUUUCAAGGAUUUUAGCAGUUUUCAUGUGAAGUUUAAGGAGAAUCUCAUUGAGAAGAUGGGUAAAUUAUGGUUCUACAAGGAUUAUCUGACUCCACCUACACGAGAAUGCAUAUUCAUAGCAGAUAUAAUUGUAUGUUCAUGUCCCAUAGAACACACUAGCAUAGAUUUAUCAAGCAGCCUUUUGGCUUGUGUUGGGGGUUUGGAGAGUGAGUUGUUAGGAUAGAAAAGAAAAGUUCCUAGUUUACAUUUUCCGAUGAAUGUUUUGAAAACUAUUUCAGUCUGUUGAGUGGACUGUGUAGAGCUCCAUGUUCAUGUUCAAUAUCAACACCAUUGUUCAACAGUUACGUAUGUCCUCACACAAGGUAAUCUGAGUUUGGUGCCCCUUAAGCCAUCUGUAGAAUAAGCUACCGCAGGGUUCCACUUAAUGUACCACCGUGGUCAGAUCAAGGGUAAAAAAAAAAGCUCCAAGGAUCAAAUUAUGUCCUUUAAUAGUUUUCUGUGAUUGUACUUUUGCCAUUCCCAAAAUGUGUUUACAAUUUUUUUCAAAUAAAAACGGGAUGAGUUGCUAGUAGUAUCCUCAGCAUUUAGAAAUACCAUCUCUGAAGUCAGUAGUCGAAGAAACUAUAAUCUGACAAUUAUGCCUCUGAAAUUCUGAAUUAUACUAUCUCUGGGCCUGUAAAGGAGGUCAGAAGAUUUCAAAUUUGGGUCAGUACUCAUUUACUCCUGACCACAGCUGGUUCAGGCCAUGAAUAGGAAGUGCACGUGGGGCUCAGUCUUGCUGUCAGUUAUCCACCACAGACGCCCUGAGACACAGGGCAGCUUGGGCCUGAGGGCUCUAUUUGUGUACAGGGCCUUACUCCAGACUACCCCUGAGUAAGCACUCAGCCUCCAGCCGGGCUGGAGCACCAGGCUUUAUUCAGGGUGACUUGGAAACAGAUGGAUAAAUUAGCUAGAAUGUAAGCUUUCACUUACCCUAGUAUACUUUCUUUAAAAAAAAAAAAAAUAGUCUACAUGGUAUAAUCCGGAUGGAUACCUGUAUCUUUAAAUUACGUAGGGAAUUUUGUAUGUUUAAAUAAUUGUACUGGGUUCCAUAAUGCUUAUCUUAGAAACUGUUUAGUAAAAGAAAAAUAUAUAAACUGUGCAUUUGUGAAUGCCUCCGUUAGAGCAUUCAUGCAAGUUCAAUGUGUAGUGUGAUGGUUAUUAUAGAUAUUUAAAGUAUAGUAAGUGGCUGUGUAACAGGAAAGACUAUUUUACCUGCGUACUUAAGGUAACUCCUGCCCACGUAAUUAAAUCAGUAUUGUCCUUUCCUGUCAGUUUGAUUAUUUGCAGUACUGGUAGUUUCCUGCUUGUGACUGUUACCUAAUUGUGUCAAUGUACAUCUGUAGUAUGUACAUGUGAAAGUGCCUUUCUAUUUUAGAGGAGUUUAGCCUUGCUCUUGUACCGUUGCCCCCUUCUAUGCCCCGCCUUCCUCCUCCAAGUUCUUGCUGCCUACCUAAGUGUUCUGCAACUUCCUUCACUCUCUCCUGGCAUCCUCUCCAGCCCGCGUUCUGUGUCUCAGUGCUCAGUCCUGUCUGCCUCACCUCCCUGGUGAUCAUCAGACGUGUCCUCGUAGACCGUGGUUGUGCCUUUCUCACCCGGCAGGGACUCUCCCGAGUCCUCCAAUCUCAGCCAUCUAUGCCCACUCACACACCGCUGCCUGCCUCAGUUUCACCCAGGCUGUGUUCUGCCUCUUACCAUUACAUUCCCUCCCUUCUGAGGUGACAACAACAACAGGGGCUGCUUUUCCAGUUCCGGGAGGAAAACACGUUUUGUUAUUCUGUUGUGACAAUGCACUUUUCUGUAUAGUACUGUACAUGUUGGCAUGUCCCAUUACAGGCUUCAGUAUACAGUCGGGUUUGUUCUUCAUGGUGUAUCUUUGUAAUAAAUAAGAUAGUUCACCUUUCUCUGCUUA
Messenger RNA from Cavia porcellus (domestic guinea pig), 8115 nucleotides. RefSeq names its product SLIT-ROBO Rho GTPase activating protein 1 (gene Srgap1). The record is from RefSeq and is a predicted model, not a curated record. Gene Ontology annotation, biological process: negative regulation of cell migration; signal transduction. Gene Ontology annotation, cellular component: cytoplasm. NCBI's taxonomy places the organism in Eukaryota, Metazoa, Chordata, Mammalia, Rodentia, Caviidae. Gene Ontology annotation, molecular function: GTPase activator activity; protein binding. The transcript has 22 exons. The coding region runs from base 126 to 3380 and encodes 1084 amino acids.